UGGAGACGAAAGACGCCGGAAGAGUCUGAGACACAACAAAGGAGGUCCAGCCCGAAGCCAACAUGAAUGUCCCUAGCAGGGAGAAUGAAACGCCGACAUCUCGGCCCAUAACACCCACUGACUUGAAACCAACACCCAAGGUGAAAGAUAGAGUUCGGUCUAAAACACGCUUAAGGUCAGCUAAAAGAGUCAAAUCUGGAGUGUUCAACGAGGAAGUUAUUCCUCUCGUUCUCACCUCGAAGACUCAAGAAAUUUUCCAGUGCGUGAUUGACCAGGAUGUGACGGAGGAGCGUCCCUACAAGCUUAUUAAAAAGGAAGAUAUUAUUAAUGACAUAAAAUCCAGGGGAGGUGUCUCCGAUUUCUAUCCGUUCAAACAGCUGAUCCUGGAUUAUUCAACAGAAGAGUUCUUAAUUGCUUUGGACAAAGAAUUCAAGUAUGGCCAAAAUUUCUACAUUGUUGUGAAUGAAAUAAUGAAAGAGUCAAUUUUGCAGUCAUUAGAACAGAAAGUGGAGAUAAAGCCAAAGGAAGAGGAAGAGGAAGAGGAACUAUUUAUCAAAGAAUUGCAAUUUAAAGCCUGGAUCGAUUUGGGCAGCAGUGUUGAAAUUGAGCAAGAAAAGGUUGAAGAAUCAUCAACUAAGGUGAAAUUUAUGAUUUCACGUGUCCGAAGAGAAUUUGGGGCUCCUGUUUCCUUUGAUGAUCGCAAUGAUGCUGAAAUAAAGGAUAGCUAUGUGGAGUGCACAUCCUACCAAGACAAGAAUUUCAGCAUCAAGAAGCUGGAGAGGGAUAUCGGGAUACAGGCUGUAAGCAUUUUAGAGGAAAACAGCACACAAACAGAAUGGACAUAUCCACAAAACGCUUGCACCCAGUAUAUGCCCAGUGAGUUCACACAGGAGGAAAAAGAUGAGAUGUUAAAAUCUGAAGCUCUUACCACAUUUAUCAACUCUGUUGCUUUGAGGUUUGAGUCAGCCUUACAGCAAAAUGAGAUCAUGGAUGUCUUUUACGAUGAUUGGAGAGGGCUUUCGGAUGAAGAUAGCACAUUUGGAGGGAAAUCAGACUGCCAUCUAAAGGAGUACCAGUCCUUCACAGACCUCCAGAGGAGCCAGGGGAGGAGGAUAAGCCACAUUGAAUGGCACCCAGCUAUUCUGGGGCUAGUGGCUGUGUCAGUCGUUGACCGCAUUACUAUGGAGGACAGGAUUAACUUAACCAACAGAUUAGUUCGCAGUCACUCAUAUAUCCUGUUCUGGAAUUUCACCGAUCCUAUCCACCCACAGAUCAUGUUAGAGUCACCAGAUGAUAUUUACAGCUUUCAGUUUUGUCCAACGGACCCAAAUAUUUUGGCAGGAGGCUGUAAGAAUGGCCAGGUGGUGCUGUGGGACAUCACCAAAUUUGCGAGCAUAUUGCAGGGCAACAUUCCAGCAACAAAGCCUGAAGCUGUGAAGUCCAAUCUCUUGCCUGAGUUAGACCCUGCACCGCACUACGAGGUUCCCAUUGCUCACCACUGCGCAGUGUCAUCAAUCGAAAAUGGACACAAAUCCUUUAUUACCGAUUUAUGUUGGGUGCCUGACCACUUUGAGAUAUCAAGAAUGGGAGUCCCGUGUACAAGUGCAGAAGGGAUGUGUGUCCAACUGAUCACAUGCUCUCCUGAUUGUUCAAUACUGUUCUGGGAUAUUCGAAAACCCAAACCCACGGUCCUGACCAGGAAGGAGAAACAGAAAAUGGAGAAGGAACUCCAAAACCCUGAAAGAGUGCCUAACACCUUCAAACAUAUCGAUCUCUACUGGAAACCGAUGCACAAGGUGUUAUUACCUAGGAUUUCAGCUGCUGGAGAGUACAGCCCUAUGAAAAUUAGCAUGAAGGAGAAAUGCACCGACAGAAUCAAUGACAAGGCCCAAUUCAAUCUGACAAAGACCAAAGGAGAGACUUCAGAAUAUGCCGCCAUGGAUGUUCCUUCAAGCAGGGAUCUGACGUUUGUGGAUAACAUCAACACUUUCUUGUGGAUUGGUACUGAGGAUGGCGAGGUUACUUUUGUCGACUGGCAAGUGGAACGAGACUAUGAUACUGGGAAAGUGACCACUCCAAGACCAACGCAUUGCUAUGCAGUGCAUGAUGGCCCUGUAAACACAGUGCAAAGGUCACCAUUCUUCCGAGAUAUUAUUUUGACUGUAGGAGGUUGGACAUUUGCGCUUUGGAGAGAAAAUGUCACACUGGGACCCCUCCUCCAUUCAGCCUGUGCGAAUAAACGCUGCACAAUUGGUCACUGGUCACUCACCAGACCAGGGGUCUUCAUCAUUGGAAAGGAAGAUGGCAACAUUGACAUUUGGGAUUUAGUUGAAAAAACUCACGAGCCCUCACAGACGCAGAAUAUUUCUUCCAUUGCAAUAAGUUGCAUCAAGCCCUGGAUUGUCUCAAUUAGACAACACUUACUGGCCGUAUCUGAUGACUUUGGUACGCUGCAUAUUCUGGAGGUGCCCUGGGCUUUACGACAUCCACUAAAUCAAGAGAAAUCUAACAUUGAAGCUUACUUUGAAAGAGAAGUUAAACGGCUGGAGUAUUUUGAAGCAAGGAAGUUACUAAGAAGUGAAACGAAGGAGAAACCAGAUGAAGAGAAACCUCCACCCAGCGCUGAGGUAAAGACAGCGCAACAAGCAGAGGACGAGUUAAAAAAGGAAUAUGGAGUCUACCUACAAGAAGAAAAGAAAAUCAUCUUUGCGCAGCUUGGGAAAGUGUGAAGGAGACUGAAAAAUCUUUCAUAUAUAUUUUUAUAUUAAAAAGUAAUCUGAUUAGCAACAGCAAGAGCACGACAGUGUCAUCAUCACAAAAUAAUCUUGUGUUUCCGCAUGUUUGAUUUCUCUACAUAAUCACUGACAUGAAGGGUGGAAAAUUGUGUGAGAAAAGUCACAUGGGCCAGGGGAUAA
Messenger RNA from Stegostoma tigrinum, 2915 nucleotides. It is a transcript of the gene dnai3, whose product is annotated as dynein axonemal intermediate chain 3. Gene Ontology annotation, cellular component: inner dynein arm. Lineage: Eukaryota; Metazoa; Chordata; Chondrichthyes; Orectolobiformes; Stegostomatidae. The record is from RefSeq and is a predicted model, not a curated record. Gene Ontology annotation, molecular function: dynein light chain binding; dynein heavy chain binding. Gene Ontology annotation, biological process: cilium movement involved in cell motility; inner dynein arm assembly. The transcript has 22 exons. The coding region runs from base 63 to 2729 and encodes 888 amino acids.